UGUAUUUGCCUUGACCAAGCUGGCCGGCAGGACUUUAGCUAUUGCAGUGUUUUAGAGGACGUGUCAGUUGUUGUCUUCCUUUUUCACGGGGCCUCUCUGUUGCCCAUAUAUGGCUGGUUGUUGUCGAGGUUGUGUGUCCGACGUAGUGCGACUGACUGCGCAAUACAAGCUCUAACCCAAGAUAAAGUCUCAGCUAUGAAGUAACACGGACAAAUCUCACGACACAACAAAAUUGGCGACGAGGACGAGAUAAAGAAAUCAAAAAGUGAGAUCAAGCUGAGAUAAAAUGAAUAAGAGCUAAAAGGAGAUUAAAGGAAUGUCACAAGUGCGCAACAAUUGUCGCAAGGAAAGAAAAGCUGAAUUUCGAUGCAAAUGAAGAUAUAAGGAGUUGUUAAAAAGGAAAGAAAGUGAAAAAGAAACCAGAAAAACAAGUGAAAGUGGUUAAAUUUCGUAUUUGAACUCUCAAAAAGAAAUUAAAAUGGCUACGAGUCUGCCACCGCCACCGGGUAUGCAAAAAGGUGAGGAUUUUGGUAAAUGGAUCAAAUCAGUUGAAAUUUACAUGGGUGCUCAAAAUAUUGAAUCAUCUGCUCAAAAAGUGAACAUCGUGCUACAUCUUCUUGGCCCGGAUGUACAAGAAAUUGUUGAUACGCUGCCUGAUAUAGCUGAUGUAACUGACCCAUACGUCAAACUGAGAGCACAAUUGGAAAAGCAUUUCAAGCCUCAAGUGAACACGGUGGUGGAGCGUCAUGUCUUCAACAUGAUGCAAUAUGAAGGAGGUAGGGUAGAGGAGUAUGUAGCUAAACUGAAAACGCAAGCAAGGAAAUGCAAUUUUGAAGCUUCGGAAAUGGACAAUCUGAUCAGGGACAAGCUCUUAGCAACGUGCCCAUCCUCCAAGGUCAAGGAGUCAAUGCUCAAGGAAAGAGUGCUGACCCUAUCGCGUGCCAUUAUGAUAUGGUCAACUGACGCAACAGUGAAUGAACAAGUAAGAAGAAUGGGAAAAAGUGCAGAAGAAGAAGCAGUGAACAAGGUGAAGUGGCAUAACAAAGAAAGAAAUGAAUCACUGAAGGAAAGAAGGAAACCAUGGAAUGUAAAUGAAAGAAAGAGCCAUGAAGAUAAGAGGCCAUGGAAAAAUGCAAAUGGUCAAGGGAAGACAUGGAAAAAUGAAAACACUGAAAGGAGACAUUGCUUCAGGUGUGGGAAAACGAACCACCUGAUCAAGUUCUGCAGGGUACCACCCCACGUCAGAUGCCACAACUGUGGGAAACAAGGACAUCUGGAAGCAGCGUGCAGAAAUGGAAAAACGCUGAAUGUGGAAAAAGAAGACCAAGAUGAUGAAGUUGAAGAAAAUCUGUGUGUGUACCAAAGCACAUCAAAAGGGAAGGAAGCCAUCAAAGUGAACAUGGCUGUCAACGAGAAGAACGUUACGUUCAUUGUGGACACAGGCUGUCCGGUAACCAUGAUUCCAGAAGCGCAGGCUGAAAGCCUCAACUUGAAGAAUACCAGAUGUAAGCUCACAUCGUACACAGGACAUGAAAUACCUGUCAGAGGAAUGACAGAAGUGGAUGUGCAGUACGAAGGUCAAAUGAAGAAGAAGAUGCCAGUAUAUGUAGUGGGAGGAAAUGGUCCAUGCCUCCUCGGAAGGAACUGGCUGCAUGAAAUCAAGCUGAACUGGUCAAGUCUGGUUGGUCACGUGAAAGAAAAACCUGAACCACAAAAGAAUAUGAAGAAGCUGAGUGCAGUGCUGAAGGAACAUGAAGAACUCUUCAGUGAUGAACUGGGAACAAUGAGUGGUCAGGAAGCUGAUCUGGAACUGAAGAAAGACGCAGAGCCCGUCUUCAAACCAGCAAGGUCAGUACCUUACAGUCUGACUGAUGCAGUGGAAAAGGAGUUGGAAAGAUGGAAGACGCUGGGAGUAAUCGAAGAUCUCCGAGAUGAUGAACCGACGCCGAAGUGGGCAACACCACUGGUUGUGGUGCCCAAACCAGAUGGAAGCGUACGCCUCUGUGGCGACUUCAAAGUGACGCUGAACCAGUACCUGAACGUACCGGUACAUCCUCUGCCGAAGACCGAAGACUUGCUGGCAACCAUCGGACCUGCGAAGUUCAUAUCUGUGGUGGAUCUGUCGCAAGCCUAUCUGCAAAUGAAGUUGUCAAAAGAAAGUCAGGAACUGUGCUACCUGAACACGCCGUUCGGACUGAAACGGAUGCUGAGGCUCCCCUAUGGAGUCGCGUCAGCUCCAAUGCUCUUUCAGAGAGCGAUGGACCGAAUCUUGAAGAAAGUACCAGGUGUCAAAUGUCUGCUGGACGACAUCCUCAUCACAGGAAAAACUGAAGAAGAAGCCUUGAAGCGGCUGGAUGAAGUGCUGCAGAUCCUGAAAACAAACGGUCUGCGCCUCAAGAAGGAAAAGUGUCAGUUCAUGGCGAAGGAAGUUCGCUAUCUGGGAGUGCGAUUGGGUGCAAACGGAAUCCGACCUGAUCCCGAGCGAGUGAAGCCGGUGCUGGAGGCAAACGCGCCAACAAAUCAAAGAGAACUACGUGAGUUCUUGGGAGCUGUAACGUUUUACAGCAAGUUCCUGGAAAAUCUGUCGAAGAUGGCGAAACCACUAAAUGAACUCCUGAAGAAGGACAAAGAAUGGAAGUGGUCAAAGAAUUGUGAAGAAAGUUUCACGAGAAUCAGAGCCCGCCUGGCAUCUGCUGAAGUGCUCCGACACUUUGACGUGAAGGAACAGGUGACUGUCAUCACCGAUGCCAGUCCACAUGGUCUGGGGGCAGUCCUGGUGCAGGGUGUUCCCGAAAGACCUGUGCUGUACGUGUCAAGAUCACUCAGUGAACAUGAAAAGAAGUACUCACAAAUCGAAAAAGAAGGACUCUGCAUCGUUUGGGCAUUCGAAAGGCUGAAGCAGUUUCUGUACGGACGUCACUUCAAACUCGUGACCGAUAACAAGCCACUGGCUCAGGUGAUCGGUCCCAAAACGCCACUGCCAACGUUAGCAGCAAGCCGAAUUCAGAGAUGGACGAUGAAAAUGGCAGAGUACGACUUCACCGUGGAAGUCAGGAGGUCUGAACAGAUACCGGUAGCAGACUGGCUAUCGCGUCUACCAAAAGGAACCUCCGUGAUGAAUUCAAGUGCACCAGAAGAUGAAUGCACCGUGUGCCUGAUUGGCCAGUUGAGUUCUCUCAACCCAGUCACUGCUGCAGCGAUCCAGCGUGAGACGGCAAGAGACCCGCUGCUCGCAAAAGUGGUCAACUUCGUAAACAAAGGAUGGCCAGACAAAGUCGGAGAAGCUCUACAUGCGUUCAAGGUCAGACAAACAGAGCUGACGGUGGAGCAAGGAUGCCUAAUAUGGGGCUGUCGAGUGGUAGUUCCACCGAAUCUGAGGGAAAGAGUUCUUGAAGAACUACAUGAAGGUCAUCAAGGAAUGGUCAGAAUGAAGCAGCUGGCCAGGAUGCACGUCUGGUGGCCAAACAUGGACAAAGAAGUUGAAGCAGAAGUGCGAAGAUGCCAAGGAUGCUGGCAAAAGAGAGCUGAACCACCAUGUUCGGACCUGCAUCCAUGGGAGUUUGCAAAGGGUCCGUGGCAGCGAAUCCAUCUGGAUUUCGCUGGCCCAGUUGAUGGGAAACUGUACGUUGUCCUCAUCGACAGUUUCUCGAAGUGGAUGGAAAUCGCUCCAAUGAAGCACAUCACAUCAGAAAAGACUAUCGAGCAUCUCCUGAAUGUGUUUGCACGUUUUGGCCUACCUCACCAAAUCGUCACAGACAAUGGACCGCAACUCGUGAGCAAGGAAUUCGAAGGAUUCUUGAAGCGGAAUGGAAUUCGGCAUGUCCGAACCGCACCGUUCAAACCCGCAACGAACGGAGCAGCAGAGCGAGCUGUUGGCUGUCUCAAGGGCUACCUGAAGGCCACAAGUGGAAAGAAGAUGAACCUGCCAAACUUCCUGAUGGCGUAUCGAAACACUCCACAGGCUACUACAGGAAGAACGCCCUCCGAACUGAUGUUGGGACGACAGCUACGUACGAGGCUAGAUCUUCUGAAGCCUGAUCUGACCUCUCAAAUCCAGAACAAGCAGCAAACGCAAGUCGAGCUACGUCAUGGUCAGCCUCGACAGGUUGCCAUCGGUGACGCGGUCCUCGCCCGAGACUACCGCGGUCGCGGAAAAUGGGCGGAGGGAGAGGUGAUGGAUGUGGUAGGGACCAAGCACUACCUGGUUCAGGUACAUGACCAGGUCUGGAAGCGCCACAUCGACCAGUUGCUGACAAUCCCAAUGGCGUCUCCUCGUCAUCCGCGUCCGGCUAUGCAAGAAGACGACGACGAAGGCAUCCGACGGGAAAUCGUUGUUCCGGAGACGGCCCGCCCUGAGUCGCUGUCUGCAGAGCAGGAACCGUUGUCAUCUCCCCCGGAAGCUCAACAAGAACCAGCACGCGAGCCGACGCCCGUGCGCGAAGGAGCUGCUGCUGAACAGGCCGCUGACUCGCCCAGACGUCCAGCGCCGCUAUCAACCCGACAGCCGGCGCCGGAGCCUGAAGUGAUGCUGAGGCGCUCCACCCGGACACGGGUACCAGUGAAACGUCUCAACCUGUAGCCGAAGCUUAUGUAGAUGUAUGUAUGUGAUCUGUGUGCUGGCUUCUAAAAAAUGGUUUGUGUCAAUUCAAAAGCUGGAGCUUAAUUUAGUGGGGAGGAGUGUUGUGUAUUUGCCUUGACCAAGCUGGCCGGCAGGACUUUAGCUAUUGCAGUGUUUUAGAGGACGUGUCAGUUGUUGUCUUCCUUUUUCACGGGGCCUCUCUGUUGCCCAUAUAUGGCUGGUUGUUGU
Amphibalanus amphitrite is the source of this 4807-nucleotide messenger RNA. RefSeq lists its product as uncharacterized. NCBI's taxonomy places the organism in Eukaryota, Metazoa, Arthropoda, Thecostraca, Balanomorpha, Balanidae. The coding region runs from base 479 to 4579 and encodes 1366 amino acids. Gene Ontology annotation, biological process: DNA integration; proteolysis. Gene Ontology annotation, molecular function: zinc ion binding; aspartic-type endopeptidase activity; nucleic acid binding. The record is from RefSeq and is a predicted model, not a curated record. The transcript is spliced from 2 exons.